Molecule: messenger RNA, 432 nt
Organism: Trichomonas vaginalis G3
Lineage: Eukaryota; Parabasalia; Trichomonadida; Trichomonadidae
Product: N-terminal C2 in EEIG1 and EHBP1 proteins family
Exons: 1
Coding region: 1-432 (143 amino acids)
Source: RefSeq, a predicted model, not a curated record
AUGUUUCAUAUUGGCUAUGAUUCAACACCACAUUAUGCUUUUAUCUCUAUUGAGAAGGUAUCUUUUUCAAAGAGCGUGAACGUACCUGUAUAUGUUCGUGUUGAGAGGAAAAAAUCAACAUCUGGAAUUAUGAGAAAAGCAUUUCAUUCAGAGACACGGUUCCAGCUUGCUGACUCAAACAACAUUGUUCAGUUCAACAAUGAGUUCCGGAUUCCUGUCACGAUCUUCUCAAAGAAAGGAGAGAAACCUCAGAAAAAAGUUGUUGAAAUUUCAUGCAUAGUUGUUGGAUCUUCUAAAGCUUCAGAACAUACAGCUUGUACAUGGAGAUUUGAUGCUGCUAACCUUCCAAAUCCAAAAGAUAGUUCAAUUCAAACUGCCCAAGCAAAAUGCGAAUUCGGCGUCGCAACACUUUAUCUCAGAUUCAAUCUAUGA